This is a messenger RNA of Suillus subaureus, 1985 nucleotides long. RefSeq names its product FAD binding domain-containing protein. Gene Ontology annotation, molecular function: FAD binding. The record is from RefSeq and is a predicted model, not a curated record. Lineage: Eukaryota; Fungi; Basidiomycota; Agaricomycetes; Boletales; Suillaceae. Bases 110 to 1861 code for a protein of 583 amino acids. The transcript is spliced from 16 exons.
CUGUGCCGUCUUUAAGAACGCUGCCUUGAGAAUUGUGGUCCUGUACCCCCUAUAUCAAGACACUCCUCUACAUUUCUCAUCAUUGCUAAGUUAUACUAGUUAUUUCGCAAUGCCUCUUCCGUUCGUAUGCCACUCUGAAGUCGAUGUUCUCAUCAUUGGUGCUGGCCCUGCUGGGCUCAUGUGCGCGAAUGCCCUGGCAAAUGCGAGAGUAAAUGUUCGGAUCGUCGAUCAAAAGGCUGUCAAACUAACUACUGGCGAGGGUGAUGGAAUUACACCUCGCACUACUGAAGUUUUACAGAGUUAUGGACUUGCCGAGCGCCUUCUAAGGGAGUCUUGCCAACUCCAUCUAGCGUCCUUCUACAACCCUUCUGCGACCGGCGGUAUCGAGCUUACUGACAGGAUAGCAAGCGUGACAGCUCCGUCUGCAAGAUACCCAUUCGAGGCUGCGCUCCAUCAAGGAGCCAUUCAAGACAUUUUCAUAGAUUCCAUGACACCGCUCGGCGUUGAGGUUCAACGAUCGACGAUACCAACUUCAAUAGAGCUCUCCAAGGAUGAGAAUGAAUUGGUAGAUCCUACAUCAUAUCCAGUUCGCGUUGUGCUCCAAAGACUGGACAAAUCCGAGGACGAACCACAAGAAGAAAUUGUGCAUGCUAAAUUUGUUGUCGGUUGUGAUGGCGCUCACUCAUGGGUCCGUAAACAAGUCGAUAUUACGAUGGAUGGGGAACAGUCUGAUUCCAUCUGGGGUGUCGUGGAUAUGGUCACACCUGACACCGACUUCCCGGAUGUUAGGAAUAAGGCCCUUAUACAUUCUAACCAUGGUUCAGUUAUUUUUGUUCCUCGAGAACAGGAUCGCAUUCGCAUUUAUAUACAACUAAAGGACAAAGAUGUCAUCAAUCCGAUGACAGGCAGGGUGGACAAGGAGAAAAUGGGUCCAGAGCAGAUUCUUGAAACUGCCCAAAAAUCGAUUGUACCUUACAAGCUCACCCGGAAGAGUGAAUUUAUAUGGUGGACGAUAUAUAGCGUCGGACAACGAGUAGCCUCAAAGUAUUCCAUCAACAAUCGCGUAUUUAUCGCUGGCGAUGCUUGCCACACGCACUCUCCGAAAGCAGGACAAGGCAUGAACGCAAGUAUCAACGAUAGUCAUAAUUUAGCUUGGAAAAUUGCCCUAGUUAUUCGUGGGUGGGCAGACAUGCCCCUUUUGUCAACGUAUGAAUCAGAGCGCCGUCAAUACGCAUUAGACCUGAUUGCGUUUGAUAAAAUGUGGUCCACCCUUUGCUGUGACAAGCCCUUGACUGAGCAGAACGGCGAUGGGGUUUCGCCCGAUCAUUUCUUGAAGACUUUCCAAACAGACUUCACCAGCGGCAUCGGGGUACAUUAUCAACCUUCAGUUGUAGUAAACGACAGAAACCAGGAGCUGGCUAGUGGUCUCGUCCUCGGUAAACGCGUCCCUCCAUACAAAUUCAUGCGUGCAGCAGAUGCAUGGCCAUUCGAGCUCCAGGACCUCCUUCCUUCGGACUUCCUCUUCAAGUUACUCGUUUUUACUGAAAAGAGCUUUCUGAACCGUUACGCGAUGCAUGGGACCUCACGGUUUGACAUCAUCACAAUUAGCAAAGGCCGGAAGCAAACAUUUAAUAUAUUUCUGCUCCCUGCACUUCUUCGCUCUCAUUGGUCAAAGGUGUUUAUCGAUGAUACGGAUCCCACUGGUAGGUUCGGGGGAGAAGGCUACUCGUAUUAUGGAGUGGGAGCUGAGGGUGCUGUUGUCGCUGUUCGUCCUGAUGGCUAUGUUGGAGCCAUCGCGCCACUGGAUCAUGUUGAGGACCUUGAUGCAUAUUUCGCAUCUUUCAUGAAGAUUCCCGCUUAGGUGUAAAAGUGGUCAGACUACGUAGUGAUGCAUUGAGACUGGACCUCGUCGUCGUUACUGCUACAUAAUAUUGCCCAUAGCCAUGGUCGGAGUUGAGGUACCUGGUAAACCGAACCAUGACUCU